Molecule: messenger RNA, 1906 nt
Organism: Eucalyptus grandis
Lineage: Eukaryota; Viridiplantae; Streptophyta; Magnoliopsida; Myrtales; Myrtaceae
Product: protein RESTRICTED TEV MOVEMENT 3-like
Exons: 5
Coding region: 574-1713 (379 amino acids)
Molecular function (GO): protein binding
Source: RefSeq, a predicted model, not a curated record
CCCUGCCCCUGCCCCUGCGCCAUCUCGCUCCCCGAUUGGCGCUGUGCCUGAGUUGCUGCCGCACGCUUGUUCCAAGGUCGCUUCUUCCCACGUAGUGGAACACUGCCACUCGACGCUCCUCGUCGCCCGUCCAGUUUCCAGUCCUCCAACGAACUCCCACGACAUCAACAACGCGACGAGCAGGACGUUCCUCUUGGAGCCCCCUCGGCGAAGUCCAAUCUGAUCCAAGCCCCGACGACGAAGCCUGUUGUCCCUUGAGACGAGCCAAGUCCUUUGACGCCAGCAGCCUUCCUCCAAGACGCCUAUUGCUUCCCGACGAGUUCCCACAAAGAUCAACAUUGCGCGCUGUCCGAUCCUCUCUUGCUGUGUCGUGUCGCGGCCCCUGACGACAAAGAGUUGCUGUUGUUCCUCAACGUCACCUGUCCGAAGCCGCUGCCAUCCCCCUCCUGUCGGCGAGCUGAGUAGUUGUCCAAGGAACAUCCCACCGAGAGCACCGCCACCGCCAUCUGAGCCUCAUCCGCAAGCUAGCAAUUCGAUUCUCCAAGAUUGCGCGUGCAUUCAAAUUGGCAGGCGAUGGGUGAUCAAAAUCCCACUUCAUGGAAAUACACAUGGAGAAUAACCAACUUCACUAGGUUGACUCGAGAGAAGCACUACUCCGAGGUGUUCACGCUCGGCGGCAAUGCCUGGCGAAUACUCAUUUUCCCAAAGGGGAACGAUGUAGAAUGCUUGUCGAUGUACUUAGACGUCGCUGAUUCCGCGAGGCUACCAUAUGGGUGGAGCAGAAGCGCCCAUUUCAGAUUGAUUCUGGUCGAUCAGAACAAUAAUGACUAUUCUAGGAUUAAGGAGACGGAACAUGAUUUCACUGCAAGAGAGAGUGACUGGGGCUUCACAUCCUUCAUUCCAUUGAGUGAACUUCAUGACAGCCGUAAUGGGUAUUUAGUUAACAACACUUUGACAGUUGUAGCUGAGAUUUUGGGCCCCCAACGCCCGGCUGAAAAUACUCAGGUGGCUGAACCUCCAGCAAAUGUACCUCAGGCAACACCAAUAGAUACGUUCGACAGGUAUUUUACAAAUCUUGAGGAAAUUAUUAACGCUGCUCAGAGUUCUCCCGCCAGAGGAGGGUCAAACACGAACAAUCAAAGGGGUGCUCUUUUGACUUCUGGGGCUCCAACCUUGGAUGAAGUAGAGAAGGCUAAACUGUCUUUGAAGGAGUGCCUUUCUGAUAUCUUCAAGCUAAAUGUAAAAGACAGAUUGGCUGAAGCAAUGUCGACAUUAAGCAUAGCCAAAAGCGGGUUAUCACUGGACCAGCAAAAAUCAGUCAAGGCCUUUUGGGCCAACUUCGAUGAGUUCACUUCUGACUUUUUGACCUUUGAGCAGGACAAUGCUGAAUUCGAGCUGCAGAAAUUGCUGAAGGAUCAAAUGUUUGCAACAAUGAAAAAGAAUCACGAGACUCACAUCUCGUAUAAGCAGUUGCUUGGUGACCUGACCAAAGAGGAGGAAGAGCUCAACAAAAAACUUGAGGAAGUGAAGUCCAGAAGAGAAAAGCUCAUUUCGGACUGGGAGAUUUUGAUGGUCGAGUCAGAGGAAGCGAAAUCUGGGCACAAGGGUCAAGAGAAGAAGGUGGCAGAGGCUGAGGAGAAGAAGAGAAUAGCCGAGGAAAGAAUGUCUAGAUCAACCGUUGCCUGGUCAAAUCUGAAGAUGUUAUUUGGUUGAAAUCUUUGGCUUGGAUCAGAAAUGGCUAUGAGGAUACUGUACAAAUGGAUCGCGAGUGUGAAUAGAACUGUGUGGAUUCUCUUGCUAGUAAGUACUUUCGAGUGGUGAAAAGUGCCUUUGAGAUACAGUCAACUUCUGAUAAUUUUUGUACAGAGUUGCCACAUCUGCUGUGCUCUUAUACGUUCGAAUUUCA